AUGAGUCUAUUCGCUUGUUGGUUCGACAUAAUUUCAGCCACUUUUCAUGAGCUCUUCCGGAGUAGUGAGGUGGUGCCCGUCGAGCAGGGAUAUGAGGUGUUGGAGAACCCCGAUCCGGCAGCAAAGUACACAAUGGCGCAGACGAAAGAUGGCGACUUGUCACGACCGUCUGGGCUACCGAGCAACGGAAACCCUGGCUCAUCCGCUCACGUAAUUCCACCCGCCUCAAAAUCCGGACCAGUCGCCGGAUCAUCUUCAAAAACCGCCGGAACACCAGUCCCACCACAACGGAAUAGAAGACGAAAGCUUUUUCCACUCGAAAAUGCUAUAAUAGUCACACAUCACAAAGUGAUAACAAAAACACGUAUUGAUACGAGUUUUAUCGGUUUUUUCCACAAAAAGAACCCAUAUCACAGUUUAUGCCGCACUAAACGUUUACGUUAA
Molecule: messenger RNA, 444 nt
Organism: Caenorhabditis remanei
Lineage: Eukaryota; Metazoa; Nematoda; Chromadorea; Rhabditida; Rhabditidae
Exons: 4
Coding region: 1-444 (147 amino acids)
Source: RefSeq, a predicted model, not a curated record